AUGUUUACCAGUCAGCAAUUUGUAGAUUCCACCGCCUCCAGCGACUCCGGGUCAAGCUACUUGCACGCCACCCUUGAACGCAUCGAUCAACUCUCGAAUAAUGUGUUCAGCGCGACAGGUAGCAAACGCUACCUGGUUGUCGAUACGAAUAUCCUAUUGAGCCAUUUAGACGCGCUACAAGACUUCGUGGAAGAUGUUCAGCAUCUGCAUCUGAGCCAGGAUGUCGCCGUAGUCAUUCCUGGCGCCGUGAUUGGAGAGCUUGACGGACAGAAGAAUCGUGACGGGCUCGCUUGGUUCGCCCGUCGCGCCUCCGCUUGGAUCCUCAGCAAAGUACGCGAACGCGACGUGGUUAGAGGCCAGGCAGACGAGGAGACGUGUAAAUCGUCGGAAAACUGGAAGAAAUCAUCGCCAGAGGACUAUGAACAUGAACAAGGUCUGGACUGGGGUCAGCUGAACGACCGCCUUAUCCUCGACUGCUGUCAGUACUUUCGCAAUAUUGCCGGGCGAUCCGUCGUACUCUGUAGUGCCGAUAACAAUCUCUGCCUUCAGUGUGAAUCAGCCAGUAUUCCAAGUAUUACGCCUUCACAAUACUUCAGCAGUCGUGAGAUUGCAACAACUAUAUUCAGCGACCGUGUCGAUAUUCAUCAGUUUCGGCCACGCUUUCGCCGUAACAGACCUGCCUACACCAAUCCGGCGGCUGAUCCACCUCGCCAAUCGAAAAUCCAUCAGGAUGAAGAUAUGGACAUGGAUAUCGAUGAGGAAGAAUCUGUGGUCGACUACAGCAUGCCCAGCCACCCGCUGGACUUGUUGCAUAUUCAAAUCUGCGAGCACUUCUCAACGCUGCUUGUCGAGCUUGUUACACGCGUCGGAGGAGACGAGAUUCGGCAGGCACAGACAGGCGGUGCCGCCCAAUCACGGUACGCGCCCGCGUGGACAAAGAAUCUCAAUCCCUUAUCGCACUGGACGCCCUCAGAAUGCUUGGAAUACCUAAAUGACAAAAAGCGGAUAAAGCCGACAUCUCCACCAAUCGAUGUGUUCCUAACCAAGAAAUCCGUCAAGACUUCCACAUUGAUUGGUGCCCAUAGGGCGAACCCUGCAAGACGAGGGCAGGACUGGUCAACACGAGACUGGGAAAUUGCGCUCACUGGUUUACAAGCCCUUGGCAGCGCCUGGGGAGAAGGAUCUUUCCAGGAGUCGCUUGCCGUGCUAGCGCCUCAUCUAAAUCAGGUCUUUUCCCAGCGUAUGCGGCCAACAGGAAUAUGA
Molecule: messenger RNA, 1263 nt
Organism: Pleurotus ostreatus (oyster mushroom)
Lineage: Eukaryota; Fungi; Basidiomycota; Agaricomycetes; Agaricales; Pleurotaceae
Exons: 6
Coding region: 1-1263 (420 amino acids)
Cellular component (GO): nucleus
Source: RefSeq, a predicted model, not a curated record